AUGUCACGUUUCUUAACUUUGGAAAGACGAAUGAAUCGUGAGCGUGAUUUUGCUGAAGCAUAUAGAAAAUUCAUAGAUAAUAUGAUAGUUAAAGAGUAUGCAGAGGAAUGUAAGCCUAUUACUUACUAUAACUGUAAUCGUAUUAGUACCUCUGAUUCCUUACAUUAUAAGAAUAGUUCUGCGCAAAAUUAUAGACUGUACUUACCACAUUUUGGGGUUUACCACCCACAAAAGCGUAAGCUUAGAGUCGUGCAUGAUGCAGCGGCUACAAAUCAAGGCGUCUCAUUGAAUUCUCUUCUUCUUCAGGGACCUGAUCUUUUAGAAAAUUUAGUUGGUAUCCUUUUUAGAUUUAGAGAAGGUCGCAUUGCUUUGACGGCAGAUAUCAAAGAAAUGUUCCCUCAAAUACGCAUUAGAGAGCAGGAUAGAGAUGCUUUACGCUUCUUGUGGCGUUACAAUUCAAUUAAAGAUGCACCUUUAAAAGAAUAUAGAAUGUGUGCGGUUAUUUUUGGAGCUACUUCUAGUCCAUUUAUCGCUCUAUAUAUCAAAAAUAAAAACGCAAUUUUUUAUCAAGAUCGGUAUCCAGAAGCGGUUGAUGCAAUUAUACAUGACCAUUAUAUGGACGACUAUCUUGGUAGUUUGGAUAAUGAGGAUCAGGCCGCACAGCUUGCUUUUGAUAUAGUUACUGUCCAUAGUAAAGCUUGCUUCGAAAUGCGUGGUUGGCUGUCUAAUAAUAAAGAAGCGUUGAGACUAAUUCCCGAGGAACUUCGCGCCGCGCACGCUGAGGAGGUUCCACUCGGUAAUACUUCAUCUAGUAUUAAAGUAUUAGGCGUUUCUUGGGAUCCCUCAACAGACCUUAUAGGUUUUAGGACCGGUUUGGAAAAUUUUACUUUGGGAACCAAUCUUAAUAAACGUAAGGUAUUAUCACACCUUAUGAAAGUCUAUGACCCGCUAGGUUUGCUGGGUCCAAUUGUAGGAAAAGGUCGCAUAUUACUCCAAGACGUGUGGAGAUCAAAUAUUGAUUGGGAUACGCCCUUUUCUCCUUCAGAAGUAUCAAAGUGGACCGAAUGGUUUAAAGAACUUUUGAUGUAUCAACCAUCAAAAUUCCACGUUGAUGCAAGCGAGCUUGCUUAUGCGUGUGUGGCUUAUUGGAGAUUUUUGUAUCCAGAUGGUUGUGUCAAGCUCGCUCUCAUCGCUAGUAAAACAAGAGUUUCACCUUUAAAACCAACUUCAAUUCCGCGUUGGCUUAGAAGCGACGCGCGUUCAUUCAAGCCAUUUGUAGCCCAUCGAAUCGGUGAAAUUUCUGAGAAUUCUCGUAUACAGGAUUGGAGAUGGGUUCCAACUAGCUUGAACGUUGCUGAUGAUGCCACACGCACGAAACCCCUUAAUUUGAAUUCAAACCACCGUUGGUUUACGGGACCCCCAUUUCUUCUUGGUUCCCCGAAAGAUUGGCCUGUUGAACCAGCUGGUCAGCCCAUGGUUCAAGAGGAACGCAGACAGCAGUUGGAUCCAUUAGCUGUUCAUGUGUUAAUUAUUGCUGACUUUACUCGAUUCAGUGACUGGCUCCGAUUACUUCGCGUCACUGCUCGCGUUUUACAGGUUGUUUCAAAAUUUCGUUCACUUUUGGAUCGAUCUAUUUCUGGCACUAAAAACUUUAUCUACACUCGUUAUCGUAAUUCUUCUGCGUCCACCACUUUAAUAUCUUUGACAGCAGAACUAAUGAAAGCCGCAGAACGACAUGUCUUGCAACGUGUUCAACAAGACAGUUUUAGAGAAGAGAUCCAGUGCAUUACGAGAUCACAACCAAUCGCAAAAUCGAGUCGCCUCAGCAAAUUGUCGCCAAUGAUGGGAGAAGAUAAUCUUUUACGACUGUAUGGUAGGAUUAAGGCCGUACAAAAUGUUGACACUGAUGUAAGAUUUCCCAUACUCUUAGAUGGUCACCAUCCCGUUGUUCGCUUACUCGUUCAAUAUUUCCACAGAAAGGCAGGUCAUGCUAAUAACGAAACGGUUAUAAAUGAGAUCAGACAACAAUAUUGGUUACUUCACUUGCGCAACACCGUACGAAGCGUGGCUUAUCAAUGUUGCUUCUGUCGCAUUAGAAAAACUAAACCACUGAAUCCAGUGACCGGAAAUCUUCCUCCACACCGGCUUGCUCACCAUCGUCGUCCAUUUACUUUCACGGGAUUGGAUUACUUCGGACCAAUUAACGUCACUAUUGGUCGAAGACAUGACAAGCGCUAUGUUGCGCUAUUUACUUGCCUGACGUCUAGAGCUGUCCAUUUAGAGUCCAUUUGUCCACAACCUCUCUGCUGA
Messenger RNA from Galleria mellonella (greater wax moth), 2310 nucleotides. RefSeq lists its product as uncharacterized. The coding region runs from base 1 to 2310 and encodes 769 amino acids. Lineage: Eukaryota; Metazoa; Arthropoda; Insecta; Lepidoptera; Pyralidae. The record is from RefSeq and is a predicted model, not a curated record. The transcript is spliced from 3 exons. Gene Ontology annotation, molecular function: nucleic acid binding.